This is a messenger RNA of Equus quagga, 5350 nucleotides long. It is a transcript of the gene ZDHHC3, whose product is annotated as zinc finger DHHC-type palmitoyltransferase 3. NCBI's taxonomy places the organism in Eukaryota, Metazoa, Chordata, Mammalia, Perissodactyla, Equidae. The record is from RefSeq and is a predicted model, not a curated record. Bases 200 to 1195 code for a protein of 331 amino acids. The transcript has 8 exons. Gene Ontology annotation, cellular component: Golgi apparatus; endoplasmic reticulum. Gene Ontology annotation, biological process: protein targeting to membrane; peptidyl-L-cysteine S-palmitoylation. Gene Ontology annotation, molecular function: protein-cysteine S-palmitoyltransferase activity.
CUGCGCGCCGCCCCGUAUCUGUCCGAGUGCAGGAAGCCGCGGCGCCUCGUGCCGGGGAGCCAUCGCUGCAGCCCGAGGCCAGAUCCCGGGUCGGGGGCUGCCGGGGGAGGCGACGGCGGCGGCGGCGGGAGCUCCACCGGGGACCUGGGACUGGGGAACUGCCUCCGGCUUCACGAUGCCACUAUGGACAGAAUAGCUUAUGAUGCUUAUCCCCACCCACCACUUCCGAGACAUUGAGCGGAAGCCAGAAUACCUCCAGCCGGAGAAGUGCAUCCCACCUCCCCACACCAGUCCUGUGGGAACCAUGUGGUUUAUCCGCGACGGCUGUGGCAUUGCCUGUGCCAUUGUCACCUGGUUUCUGGUCCUCUAUGCGGAGUUUGUGGUCCUCUUUGUUAUGUUGAUUCCAUCCCGAGACUACGUGUACAGCAUCAUCAACGGAAUUGUGUUCAACCUGCUGGCCUUCUUGGCCCUGGCUUCCCAUUGCCGGGCCAUGCUGACGGACCCCGGGGCAGUGCCCAAAGGAAAUGCCACUAAAGAGUUCAUCGAGAGUUUACAGCUGAAGCCUGGACAGGUGGUGUACAAGUGUCCCAAGUGCUGCAGCAUCAAGCCCGACCGUGCCCACCACUGCAGUGUUUGUAAGCGGUGCAUUCGGAAGAUGGACCACCACUGUCCCUGGGUCAAUAACUGUGUUGGCGAGAACAACCAGAAGUACUUCGUCCUGUUUACAAUGUACAUAGCUCUCAUUUCCUUGCACGCGCUCAUCAUGGUGGGAUUCCACUUCCUGCAUUGCUUUGAAGAAGACUGGACAAAUCUCCUGCAAGGCUAUCGACUGACCAGGAAAGAAACAGCAGAGGCCCGAAUCUCUCUUCAGGAAAAAAAGCCACCCCUUAAAGUCAGUUCCACAGAGUGCAGCUCCUUCUCACCACCCACCACCGUGAUCCUCCUUAUCCUGCUGUGCUUUGAGGGGCUGCUCUUCCUCAUUUUCACAUCGGUGAUGUUUGGCACCCAGGUGCACUCCAUCUGCACAGAUGAGACGGGAAUAGAACAAUUGAAAAAGGAAGAGAGAAGAUGGGCUAAAAAAACAAAAUGGAUGAACAUGAAAGCCGUUUUUGGCCACCCCUUCUCUCUAGGCUGGGCCAGCCCCUUUGCCACGCCAGACCAAGGGAAGGCAGACCCGUACCAGUAUGUGGUCUGAAGGAUCCCUGACCAGCAUUGCCACUCAGACACAAACCACAUCACAGCACUACCGUCCGAUCCAUUCUCAUGAAUGUUUAAACCGAAAAAGCAAAACAACUACUCUAAAACUUUUUUUUUAUGUCUCAAGUAUAAAAUGGCUAAGCAUUGCAGAGAAAAAAAAAUGUUCCCAUGUUUUAUUUUUAAGAGAUCAUCCUUUAUAUUUUUUGGUGACUGAAGCUGCUCUUCUUUUUUCCUUUUUAAAAUCACUUCUCUGGCCUCUGGUUUCCUCUCUGCUGUCUGUCUGGCAUGACUAAUGUGGAGGGUGCUGUCUCCAGCCAUGCCCACUUCUACUAACUGAGUGAGAUGUGACGCUGGUGCAUGGAUGGACCGUCCGGACCCCUGGUUGGGAAUGCAUAGGAGAGCCAGGAGGGCCCAUGACCUCCCACUGCCCACGAGGCAGUGGCGGGUGCCCUGAUGGGACUUAAAACCUCACUGAAGAUGGAUGCUUACCCCUUGAGGCCUGAGAGGGGCAGGAUCAGGGCUGGAGCCUUCAGAAGGGCCCUUGACACAGCGGCCUCAUCCCGCACGUGGACACAGUUUGCCUCCUAAUUCACAAAAUCAAUUGCCUGCCUUGUACUUUAUGGGCUCGGGUGCGUAGAAUGAUUUUAAGGGGGGUGGGGAGAGAGAUGAAAGGGGUCUUAUUUGUAUUCUGAAUCACUAAUUAUAUUCCCUCUGAUUAUGUGGAAGACUGUGAAGGAAAAAGACGUUUUUCCAGUUCAAAAUGCCUUACACAAUCAAAAAAAAAUUCCAAAUUUUAGGCGAGCUGCAUUUUCCUUUGUUACAUCUGCUCACCCUCCUGCCACCUCAGCUCCCGCGCUCCCCGAGCGAGAUGUCAGUCAGUCAGUGUUAAUGCUGAGUGAGACAGCCACGGUCCCCAGCGCCACCAUCAGCCUCUGCUUCCUCGCUUUGUAAAUCUCUGAAGUGGGUUCACAAUGACGUUUUAGACCCAUAAAUGGGCACAUACCCAUGUCUUACAAUAUUUUAACCUGGGAGACUAUUGUCCUGGCACGGGGCUGGCAGUGAUGCGAGAGCAACAUUGUAGCCCCCAAACUUUUCACAGUUGCUAGACAGCCUUCACUGCAGUCAGCUGAUUCACGGGAGCUGGGGCCUGGCACUGAGAAGCUCUUCCGUUUGGAGGCGCCUGCUGUGUCAGUCUCAUUUGCAAAAGGAAAGCCUGAAGAUAGCAGGGGAGGUGAGGAGACAGAGAGUGCCCUCACAUGCAAAAGUCACGGAAAUUUGAAUACUGACCAUCUGUGAAUUCUCACACAUGGAUUUUUUUUAAGUGAUCAUCACCACAAAUCUCCUUUUUUAGCUUUUGCUUGGGGUGGGGGUGGGGGGUAAGGUUUAUUAAAUCCAGUCCUGGAUAGGGAGAAAGUUAAUCUAGCCAUGUGAUUUUUCAGAAAAGUAAGCGAAACAUGCUGCCUCUUUUCAAUUCUGUCAGUGCUUCCACAUGGAAACAAAAUGCAAUAAAAUUUUUCCAAACCCUGUUCUGAUUGAGCUCUGCUCUCUCACAGUGUUACCUGCGGGGAGAGCCGAUGGUCUGGUCAACCCAAGUUUGCUGUUUGUUUCUUUGCUUUUAAAGGACAUUUAUUUAUGCUCCCUCCCUUGAAUGAGGUGUUUAUUGUGUCUUUAAAGGACCUUUAUGGUCCCCUCUUGAGCAAGCUUGCCCUACCAGGCCCCUGUCCUUUGGCUUUCUGCAGCCUGAGUUCCUUCCCUUGUGCUCCUGGGCUCUCCGUUGCUACAGGAAGGUCAUGAAGUCUGCCAAGUUUGCCUCUGGGGUUGGACAUAGGGGAGAGCCCCAUUUUCUUCUGCCCACCCAGCAGGAACCAAAGUCAAACCAGAGGAAAUUGCGAAAACCUCCACACGCAGUUCUGGUGCGCUGUUUUGAGGGGUUCUCCAUCAUCCUUUUGAUGUUUAACCAAAGAACUCUACGAGCUUUUCUGAGUCAAUUAACCUUGACUUGCCUCUACGGUACUAUUUAUGCUAUAGUCAAGGCUGAGAUCUGAACUUGUUUUUAAAUGCUGUUUUUAAAUCGAGUUUAUAGCGUUUGUUUUCCACAUUCUUUUUUUUUUUAAACAGUUCACUUAGGUGUAUGAAAGAAGUGUGGCUAAGUGACUCGACAGCAGUUGAGAAGGCUCUGGCCCUGGUCCCACCCCUCAGGGAUCCAUCCCUUGGGAGGCAGUGUUGCCGCGCUGUCCUCCUCCCAGGGGACGGAGACUGGGACUCGGAAUAUUUUUUAAGUAUUCGGAUGCCCUCAAAGUACUCCAUCUUCAAGGGCUUUUUUUUAAACGACCCAGAUUGGGUUUUCCCUCAUGGAAUUUCUAAGGAAUGCAGUAGUUAGAGCUGAAGAUGUGUUGACUUUUUCUUGAAUCCUAAAAAUAGAAAGUCAUCAUUUAAACGUGAGCAUACUAUGGAUAUCUCCCAGAGAUGCAGGCUCCUUCCGACAUCCUGUAUGAUUCUCCCUCUGGGUUUUUACAAGCCCUUUGGUUGAACGAAUGAAUGAAUGUUCCCCAGCUCUCAAGCCAGAGUGAAAUGUGACUCCAAGAUUCCCUGUGUUUUUCCUAUUUCAUUUUCCUUAAGAUCAAAAACAUUUUUCAGAGAGCUCACUGACUAAGGAGCAUGACUGUCCUUUGCAGUGUAGUGAUUGGUCUCCAGCCUGGUGCCCACGCGGGAAGAAAUAGACAUUCCUGAGCUCCACUCAGUAUCCCCAGAUGACUCAUGAAAGAGGACACCCCUCCACACAAACGCGGCCCCAGCUUUUUGCUCUGGCACAGGAGUUCUGACAGCACUGAAUGGUGCACAUAUGGGAAAUAAGCCAGUAGUGGCCAUAGGGUUCAGAACCUGGGCUCUGGAAAGCGUAAGGGAAAAAUAAAGAGGAAGGUGACACGGCGAGUUGGGUUCGUGACUCUUUCCUGAAGCCUGUCAGCUUCAGCUUUGUGUUAAUAGCAACCACAUGGAACAUGCAAAAGGCCUCGGGCCAAACAAAUCGAUGCCUAUUUGCAUGGGCUUGGUGGCGUCGUGUGCACAAAGAGAAUUUGGGUACAAGUGCAUGUGCCAAGUCUCCUCUUAGUCAUACCAUUUCAUCUUUCUAAUACUUUUUUCUUGGAAGAACCCAAAGUGAGAUGCCUUGAAUUACCAGCUUUGCUCAUUCUGGCUAGACUGCUUGGAAGGAUAAAAAUCCAUCUUCUUGAUGCAGGAAUCUUUCAGAUGAGGUAGAUUAAGAAAUGUUUAUUAACCACCUAUGCGAGGUCAGAAUCACACAGAAACCCCAGAUCUGGGAGCCUGCAUUGGGCUCUCCCAGCCAGCUAACGGGUUUUAAGUUUCUCUCAUUUUAAGACCUGUAGUGCAUCAGCCUGUGGGGUGAGCCAGCCAGGGGUGUCAGCCUAGAAGAGGCCCUUAAAUACCAAAGAAAUGAGAAGAGAGGAAGAUUUUGCUGGAAUCCCUCUCAAGAACCUUGCUGGCGAUGCGCUGAGGCAGUGCAUCUCAAUGCGUGGCCCCUAGACCAGCAGCAUCAGCGUCACCUGGGAGCUUGUCAGAAAAGCACGUUCUUGGGCUCCACCCCAGACCUGCUGAAUCAGAAACUCAGAGGGUGGGGCCCAGCAAGCUGGAUUUUAAUAGCCCUCCAGGGGAUUCUGACAUAUGCGCGUCUGAGAAUCCACUUGGGGUGUGCCGGGGUUGCCCCACCGGGGCUCCCUGAUGCCUGCAGAUGAUUGGCCCCGUGUGCUGCUGGGCUCAGUGUGGUGCUCGGUAGGGGGUGCCGACUGAGUCCUCUUCCCUCAACCCACAGCCUCCCCAACAUGAAUGCUGAGAAAACAAGGGAAGUCUGCUUUGUGAAAGGGAGCCAAAUUAUUAGUCUGUCCAACAGUCUUCCUGCAAAUCUCAUCUGUCCAACUGGUUUCUGGACCGAGGGGCCCUUUGGGCAGAGAACCGUCCAGAAGGCAGAGGGGAAAGAGUGGAGCUGGGGUCCUCUAAAUGGGAGUGGUGGCUAGUGAGGAAUUAGAGCCUGGGACAGACACAUGCACAUGUCCUGGCCUUUGGUGUCCAUCUGUGGGCCUCAACACCCACAUGGCUUUUUCUUAAAUCUUCUAAAUACACAUCUGACCUGAGAAUCACC